CACGCUCCUGCCGCCCGGCCGCCCGGACCCUCCGCCAAGCCCGCAGCCACCUGCUCCGGGUCUGAGGCCAGGACACGAUGCGCUUCGCGCUGGUGCUCUCAGCGUUUCUGCUGCUGCUGCCGCUGUCGCUCUCCCAGGAUGAAGUCAAGCCUAGUGGUCAAACAGCUGCCGAAGAAAGCAAGCCAGACACACUUCCACCAUCCAGUGUUCAAGACACAGUCAAACAAAGCACAGCCCCACCAUCCACUGACAAAACUGUGACUGCACUGGAGACCAAGGGAAGCACAGCCACAACGCCUAACACCUCAAGGGCAGUGCCGACCUCAGCCCAGCAAAGCACAACUGCAGCAGCCAGUGGCAAAGAUGAGAAACCAGCCACGGGCAGCCCUGCUAUAACUACUAAAGACCCAAAGGAUUCUACAACCACACCAACCACUGUCUCGACAAAGCCUGAAACCACAAGCAGCCAGAGUGGAAUUAAAAGCAGUUCAGCUAAAUCUGGAACCCAGAGUAGCCACAGUGUGACCACAAGCAGUGUGAUCACUAAGGAAGGAAAUCAGGCAGCCUCUGACCUUCCAAAUCCGGGUAACACCUCAGUCAUCACGCCUGCUCUUCCUUCCGUGCCCACCCCGGCAAGCACUCACCGGCCUAGCACCGUCCCUGUGACUUUGGUCCCUGUGACUUCAGCGCCUGCAGGGAGCUCCGAGGGACCAAACAAAAUUACAGCAGCUACAAGUUUAGGCACAAUGGCGGGUCCCACCUUCACGAUGCAGGGGACACUGACCACACUAACACCAUGGGUUACCUCACAAGGAACUCAACACACCUCCAGCAAGACGCCAGCUGUCACUGGCACCUCUGAGGCUGUGCAGCCUACAGGCUCUUCAUCGGGACCUGGGACCACAUCUCCUGCCAGGGGACCCACGAGCUCCAACACUCAUUUGGAGUCAACUGUCCUCCAAGGCUCCAGUAUCCCUUCUCCCACCUCAGUAAUUCCAGCAGGUGUGGGACAGAUACAGUGCGAUUCUCCCGAAAAGCUGAAUGAGAAGAUGCUCGUCCUGAACGUCUCGAAAACUGAUGUCUCGAAAACCAACAUCUGUAAUGCGACCGCUUUGAACGACAAACUGAUCACACUUUUGUGCCGAGCAGCAAAAGCCUCCUUCAACCCAGCGCAAGAUCAGUGCCAUAUACAGCUGGCACCUGUUCCAGAAAUCCAGGCAGUGGCGAUCAAGCAAAUCACUAUCUGCACAAAACUCUUUCCCACGGACGUUUAUGAAUUGCUGAAAGACAAAUGGGAUGACCUAAAAGAGGUGGGAGUCAAUGACAUGCAGUUUGAGGGUCAAGGACCACCAGAAGAGACCGAGGACCGGUUCAGCAUGCCCCUCAUCAUCACUAUCGUCUGCAUGGCAUCCUUCUUGCUCCUGGUCGCGGCCCUUUAUGGCUGCUGCCACCAGCGCCUCUCCCAGAGGAAGGACCAGCAACGACUAACAGAGGAGCUACAGACGGUGGAGAAUGGUUACCACGACAAUCCAACCCUGGAAGUGAUGGAGACCUCCUCAGAGAUGCAGGAGAAAAAGGUGGUCAGCCUUAAUGGGGAGCUGGGGGACAGCUGGAUCGUCCCCCUGGACAACCUGACCAAGGAUGACCUAGAGGAGGAGGAAGACACACACCUCUAAUCAGGUCUGCUGGCGGCCUCCGACGGUGCACAGAGCUCCAGCCCAAGCGCCUCAAGUGCCAUGUGGACAGGGGAGGAAAAUCCUUCCCCUUCGAGGGAAAGACUGGGGAGGGAGAGCAGACUCGGAGGGUUCCCUCCCCCCAAUCCCCACAGGCCUUAAUUUUUCCCUUUUCAAGCUGAACAAAUCACAUUCUGUGUAGAAUCCUCUUGUAAAAUAACCCACUAGUGCCUGAGCUCAGUGCUGCUGGGAGAUCAGGAGAGAGCCAUCCAGGGGACUUUAGAGACCAUCUAAUAGAAUCCCUUCAUUUCACAGAUGAGAUGACUGAGGCCUAAAGAAGGUAAAGUCAAGGUCACACAGCCACCGGGUGACAGAGUCAGGAUGAAAACAGAGAUCCUUCAUUCAGUGCAGGCCCAUUGCCACCAUGCCACGCUGCCGUGAUCACCUAUGCCCUCCCUCCAGAGCUGCCCUGGGCAGGGGGGACGAAGCUGCCAGUCAGUGGAUGGGAUGGAGGGGAAAGCAGGGCCAGACCCUGUCGCAGUGGGAUCUGAUUACUUGAAAGGAUAGGUCCUGUUUUCUGUCUGUCUCCUACGCCAGCCUUGUCUGCCAGUGUUCCUGUCCUCUUUGUUCUCCCCCCUCCCUUCACUCAGUUUUCACUCCCACUCUGUCCCAGGGCCCCUGGAGUCUAGUUUCCUGGCAUGUGCUUAUGAGAUUGGGACUAACACAGCACACAAGGCUCCCAGUAUGAACAGGUCUGCACAUGGGUCCAUCUACAGGUAAAGAGAGAAAGGGAAGCCUUUCCUCCCAGGGUGGGUCCCGGCCCACCUCCAAGGCACUCCUUGAAUAGACUCCCCGAGUGCUGCUUUGGUCUCCCAUUCCCACCGGGGACUAAGGUCUGCAGCAGCUAUUGAAGGCCAGUUGUUCCUAUUUCGUUGUCACUGCCCAGCCGAUGCGAUGGGGUGAAGACCCCAGCUCGGUCAUCCCUGAGAUCCAGUGUGAAAGAGCAGCUUUAGGACAGAGCUUCCUGGUGCCCAGUCAGCAGAGAGGUGUCUGAAUAGACAAUCGAUUGAAACAGCAGGAAGGAUAGGCUUCACUUGCCAUAUCAUAGGAAAUUCAGGGGCUUUGCAGGUUGCUGAGAGUUUUGUCUUCUUUGUUUUUUAAUCCAGAACUCUGCUGCCAAAGGCCAAAGCUCACAUCGUUGAGACAUUUUCAGUUAGAUUCCAUUCUUCUGUGCACAGGGCAAGAAAGGCCUAGAUGCAUGGUGCACUGCAAGGUGCAUAAGGGGCAGCCGGGGGUCCUGGCCUUCUAUUCCCAGUGACCUCUCACUGUCGGGGCACGGAGCUAGUUAGGUCUUGCUGUGUCCCCUCCUCUGUAUUCCUAGUGGGGCUGGCUGCCCAGCGCUCCUGUAGGUUCUGGUGGCAUCUCAGGGAAACAAAAUGCUGACUGUUGCCCAGUGGAGGGGUUUUGAGGGAGCUCAGCAGGUAGCUGCUAUGUAGACUGCAACUGAGGACUGGGCAUAGUGAGGUUUCAUCUGAUUUUCUGAGAAGAAGGAAUCCUGUGUGGAAUUUUGAACUCUGCCCAUGUUCUCUAUUGUUCCUGGUCAUAAAUUCCCUGGAACCUACUAGGAAGAUACUUAGGAGAAUGAAAAUGGUCACUUCAGGGCAAAAAGCCAGACCCCUAGAACCUAGGGGCAGUCUAAGCUGCAACAGUUCUGAUAAAAUAGGCUAUCUGGUUUGGGAUAGGUUAUUUUUUUUAAAGGAGAGGAUCUCAAGAGGAAGAUCUAUGUCCUUCCUUUGCUGCCUAAUUCCCUCUUCAUAGCCUUUAGCCAUUUGAUACCUAGGAGAAAAGGAAGGCCAGAGGUUCAAGUAGGACCCGUGAGUUUCCCAAGAGCUAGAAAGAUGCUAAGCUAACAAGGGUCCUAAAGUAUUUGCCCUGAUUCUCUACUAUUUGGAGGUUGGCAGGAUGGAGAAUACCAGUUUGAGAGAAAAUAGAAGAAAUACUGUUUCACUGGGAAAAGAUCUGUUUGCUUCUUUCCUACCCAGCAUUUGGUUCUUUCUACCCAUUCUAUUGUGGCCACUGUGGGAGAGGCCAGACUAGAUUGCUCCUUUGCUGAUUCUGGGUCACAUUCCAGCAGCUAGGUUUAGACUGAGAGAGCAAAUAUGUCUCUGCAAACCAAUCAAAAGCCACAACCCCCAGGCCUCUUGGGGAGACAGAUGGUGACUGGCAAGGACCAGAGAGUAAAAAUUAUGCUUGGUCAAGAGGAAUAAAUGUGGCUCUGUCCAGAGAGAACCUUGAAAACCUUCUUUUGAUGCAUCCAAAUUGUAUUGCUCCAGCCUUUUAGGGCAACUUGCUUUGGCUUGCUCUUGACACUAGCUAGACAUCUAUAUCAAAGACUGUUAUCGCCAUGUAUCUGUAAAGGUCAUCUUCUUCCCACAUCUUUACUGGGUUCUGAUGCUAUCUGGUAAUUCAGAUUCUGGGGCUGAGAAGAAGAGAAGAGAACCAGGAACUCAGCAUGACUUGAAACAAGUUACACCAGAGAGAGAUUAUAAACUCCAUCUCAGUGGCACACUGGUUUCCCUAAACUUCAUAAAAGACCAGAAGCCAUGAAUCUGAUGACUGGACAAAGUCCAGUGAGAAGCACACUGUUAUGUGAGUGGGGAGAGACACAGCAAUGCUUAUGAAUGGGGUACAGAAUAUUCUUUGCAUCGUAGGACAAAACACAGGUUUAAUCUAGUCUAGACACAAGAUUCUUCUUUCUCCUCUUGAUAAGGAAAGCUAGCAGAAAGUUUUAUUUAAACCACUUCUUGAGCUUUAUCUUUUAGAUAAUAUACUGGAGAAACUUUGGAAAACAAGUUCAAGCUGAUAUACAUAUACGUAUUUUUUGAUAAUGUAAAUACAACAGCCAAAUGUUAAUCCACCCUGCACUGCUCUGAGCGAAUAUACUUUGAAAAAACAUUUGUUAGCUAAGAGAGAAGGCUUUUUUUUUUCUCUAAACAGGAAUGUAAAUGUCUAUUUUACUGGAAAUAAAUUUCUGCUAUUCUUUGAUGAAAAAUGAAAUAUAAGACAGGCUGAUGACAAAGCGUCUGUCUUGCAGAUUGGGCAUUUUUAUUUUUAAAUAUGAUCCUCAUCCCCUCUCCGUAAAGUCCCAGCAUGUUACAGUAAGGGUUGGAGUCAAUACGCACUGGUUGGAAAGUGACUCUCUAGUCAUAGGGAGAGGGGUUUUAGAACCCAGUCCAAUCUUUUUUUAAAAAAAAAACAGAAAAAGAGCCUGAAGCCCAGAAAAAUAAAGUGACGGCCAAAAUCACAUUUAGUGACAGAAACAGGCUUAAAACCUGGGUUGGAAGACCGUCCAGUGCUGUGUGCCUCAGGAAGAAUCAACAAAUUAAGGACUGCUAAUUAAGGGCAGGCACCAGAAUGCUAGAAAGGACAGAAUUCCCUUCUGGAAUCUGCAGCAAGGCUAGGGAGAGCAUGAAGACAAAAAUAGGAACCUUACUGGUCUUCUGUACUUCUGAGUUAUUUAGGUCUAAGACUUAAAUGAACAAUUCUUUUCUGCUAAGAAAUAAGUUUUGAAUGAGCUUUUACAUAUAGAUCUUCUGAGUAGGACUAAGGAUCAAAGGGAACAAGACAGGGGGAAGGCAGGGGGGCAAAAGUAAAGCAAUGUCUUUCAUCACUGUCAUUAGCUGAUUCACUCAGGUUUGGUGAAAACCCAACACUGAGUGAAAGGAGGGGAUUACUAUUUGCUCUGGGUCUUUUUUAAAAUUAGUGAAUGUUAAACAGUUUGCCCAGGAGACUGGGGGAGCAUGUGUCUUAGUGGACAGGGGUCUAAAGUACACUGGAAUUUACUGAGAAACUUGUUUGUAAAGACUGUACUUAAUUAUUGCCGUUUUCUUACAAAAAUAUAUUUUGGAAAAUUGUAUACUGUCAAUUAAAGUGCUUUUGUCUAA
Messenger RNA from Orcinus orca (killer whale), 5617 nucleotides. It is a transcript of the gene PODXL, whose product is annotated as podocalyxin like. Gene Ontology annotation, biological process: cell migration; negative regulation of cell-cell adhesion; positive regulation of cell-cell adhesion mediated by integrin. Gene Ontology annotation, cellular component: microvillus membrane; apical plasma membrane. The record is from RefSeq and is a predicted model, not a curated record. NCBI's taxonomy places the organism in Eukaryota, Metazoa, Chordata, Mammalia, Artiodactyla, Delphinidae. The transcript is spliced from 8 exons. Bases 78 to 1676 code for a protein of 532 amino acids.